AUGCUGGUUCUUGUGGGCUACUUGCUUUGGUACGCCAUCUUCCGGCCGCCCAGCACCAGCGUGUGCAUGCAGGACUACCAUGACAACCUCGCCAGGGCCAGGAGCAAUGUGUCCGGGGUGGUGGCCAUGCACUCCCUGCAGAACGCUUCACAGGCCUUCGAAAGCACCUUCGACGCGAAGAUAGACUGCUUCUUGGCAAAGUACAAGCGAGGAAUUACUUUUGACCUCGCGAACUAUUCCGACGACCCACUGGCCUACCAGUGGAAAAUGCAGAUUGGCUCCAAGGAGCAGAUGUCGGAAGUGUUCGCGGAGCGGCGUCAGAUGAUGUCCGCGGACAAUUUCGCUCAGCUCUAUGACCUCCUGCACCUAGACGGCGUCUGGGCUUACCUGUACUCGCAGUACUACCCCAAGGACGUUCAGGAGGAGCUCAUGCAGGUGGACCUUCGGGAAACCUCCAUGAUGGUCACCAUGGUCAAGAUGCCAAAGUGCAUCGACGAGAUGGUGGACACCUACCGCUUUGAGAACUACGAGAAGUACUACUACUACGCCAGCGGCGGGGCCCGUUGUUUAAGAACCGCUUUGUCUUGCUUUGCAACCCUAAGCCCUAAACCCUAA
Molecule: messenger RNA, 615 nt
Organism: Symbiodinium natans
Lineage: Eukaryota; Dinophyceae; Suessiales; Symbiodiniaceae
Source: the annotation of a GenBank genome assembly